Cariama cristata (Red-legged seriema) is the source of this 412-nucleotide messenger RNA. It is a transcript of the gene SDHD, whose product is annotated as succinate dehydrogenase complex, subunit D, integral membrane protein. The record is from RefSeq and is a predicted model, not a curated record. Gene Ontology annotation, biological process: mitochondrial electron transport, succinate to ubiquinone; tricarboxylic acid cycle. The transcript has 3 exons. The annotation marks the transcript as partial. Gene Ontology annotation, cellular component: membrane; mitochondrial envelope. NCBI's taxonomy places the organism in Eukaryota, Metazoa, Chordata, Aves, Cariamiformes, Cariamidae. Gene Ontology annotation, molecular function: ubiquinone binding; heme binding.
CGGCAGAGCCACAGUGCCCCCCAGCAGGGCCACGGUACUUCCAAGGCUGCGUCUUUGCACUGGACAGGUGAGCGAGCUGUCAGUGUCCUCUUGCUGGGUCUCCUUCCUGCUGCCUACCUGUAUCCUGGACCAGCCGUGGACUAUUCACUGGCUGCAGCCCUCACUCUCCAUGGCCACUGGGGUCUUGGACAGGUGAUAACUGACUACGUCCAUGGAGAUACACCCAUUAAACUGGCCAAUACAGGUCUGUACGUACUGUCGGUCGUUACCUUUGCUGGCCUCUGCUACUUUAACUACUACGAUGUUGGUAUUUGCAAGGCUGUUGCCAUGCUGUGGAGCCUCUAAGAUGCGACCGAGGCCCUGACAGACACGAUUGUUCACUGCUGCCUCUGCUUCAUCAUAUUUUUAUCAA